This is a messenger RNA of Hevea brasiliensis (rubber tree), 456 nucleotides long. RefSeq lists its product as uncharacterized. The transcript has a single exon. The coding region runs from base 1 to 456 and encodes 151 amino acids. Lineage: Eukaryota; Viridiplantae; Streptophyta; Magnoliopsida; Malpighiales; Euphorbiaceae. The record is from RefSeq and is a predicted model, not a curated record.
AUGAAAUCAUGGAAGAAGGUCGUGGUGGUUAGGAUGUUGGGAAGGUAUAUGGGUUAUAAAGCUUUAAGUGCUAAGUUGCAGGCUCUUUGGCAUUCGGAGGACAUGAAAAUUUUGGAGUUGGGUAAUGAUUUUUUCUUAGUUAGAUUUACAAAUGAGGCACAUUAUUGUAAAGCUUUGAUGGAUGGUUCUUGGAUUAUUUUGGGCAGUUACUUCUUGGUGCAACCAUGGACGCCAGAUUUUAGCAUUCAUAAGAAAGAUGUCAAUAAUGUGGUUGUUUGGAUUCGAUUGCCAGGUCUGCCAUUACAUUUGUAUAAAAAGAAAGUUCUUCGAGCAAUUGGGGAUGCUGUGGGGAAUGUGGUUAAGGUUGAUUAUAUGACGAGUGAUGCUUUAAGGGGGAAGUAUGCUACAAUUGCUGUUACGGUGAACCUCAAUGAGCCAUUAUUAGCGAAGUUCUAG